Molecule: messenger RNA, 689 nt
Organism: Bactrocera latifrons
Lineage: Eukaryota; Metazoa; Arthropoda; Insecta; Diptera; Tephritidae
Exons: 2
Coding region: 88-576 (162 amino acids)
Source: RefSeq, a predicted model, not a curated record
CUUGUUUAUCACGGAUCGACGCGAACAUCGUGAAAGACACAGCACAAGAGCAUAAAAAUUAAAAAGAGAAAACUCUAAAGUGAAGUGAUGUCGGGCGUCAACAUGAAUAAAGUUGUAAUUUUAUUGGCCUGGCUUUUCGGCAUAACCAUGACCGCUAUCACAGCCGCCGAUGAUACAAGCUGUUUGUACCAAGAUGAAUUGUGGGGCACUGACGAUGGCACCAAAUUUUAUUUCUGCGACCCAGACACCAAUACAUCAAUUCUACAAAAUUGCCCCGAUGAAACUUUCUUCGUACGUAAUGCGACACUCACCGGUUGUAUACCAAUCGCUUUGAUGGAUCCCAAUUGUGUAUAUACGGCUAAAGUGGGCGCCUGUAGCGGCAUCAACGUUAAACAGCCACAACCCAGUACGGACCCAACUAAAUUCUAUCUCUGCACAAGUAAAGGUGCUACGCCAUUGUUGUUACCUUGUGCGGAUGGCAAAGCGUUCGUUAAGCAGAACGGAUAUUUGGGCUGCUUCGACUGGGCCCAGUGGCGUGCGCUGCGCAAUUGCUACACGCUGACCAACCAAAUUUGAACAGUCAAAGCGAUAAGAAAGAAAUGAAAUAUUCAGAUAUAUUUAGUUAAGAAACAUCCAUGUUUAAAGUGAAAAUAUACAGGUGUGAUCCGCACUGUAAAUACUGGCAUAUA